Molecule: messenger RNA, 934 nt
Organism: Phalaenopsis equestris
Lineage: Eukaryota; Viridiplantae; Streptophyta; Magnoliopsida; Asparagales; Orchidaceae
Product: putative GATA transcription factor 22
Exons: 3
Coding region: 113-751 (212 amino acids)
Biological process (GO): regulation of DNA-templated transcription
Molecular function (GO): sequence-specific DNA binding; zinc ion binding
Source: RefSeq, a predicted model, not a curated record
CUCUCUUUCUCUAUCUCUCUCUCUAUCUAUCUAUAGUAAAAGGCCUCAGAUCACAGAACAAAGUGAUAGAGAUCAAUUUCUUCAACACCAAGCACAGAAAGGAAGAAGAAAGAUGAAAGGACAGUUGGAGCUCAAAGAGCUAAGCAAUGAUCAAUCGUUUUCAUCUUGUUAUGAGCAUGAAUCAUCAUCAGUUAUGUGGAUGUCAUCAAAGAUGAGAAUUAUGAGAAAGUUUGUGUGUUCAGAACAGAAAACAGUAAGGAGGAUUAGAAGAAGAAGAAGAAGGUGUCAGCAGAUUCAAGAUGAUCAGAGGAAGGAAGGAAACAAAGAUCAGAGCAGCUGUGAAAGCAGUAAUAAUGGAGGAAUUAAUAGGGUUUGCUCUGAUUGCAGUACAACGAAGACACCCUUAUGGAGGAGUGGACCUCUUGGCCCAAAGUCCCUUUGCAAUGCUUGUGGAAUAAAGCAAAUGAAGGCUAGAAAAGCGAUGUCAUCAGCAGCACAGAGCAGCAAACUGCAGUAUCCAGUGGUCCCCAUCAAGCCUGAAAAGAACCAGUCAUCGAAGGUAGAUUGCAGCAUCCCUUUCAAGAAGAGGUGCAGAUUUGUGGCUACUGCUGAGGCUGCUCAGAGGAAGCUUUCAUUUGAAGAUAUGCCAGUAGCUUUAAAGGAGAGAUUGGUGGCUUUGAAGGGAGUAUUUCCUCAGGAUGAGAAAGAUGCAGCCAUUUUAUUAAUGGCUUUAGCUCAUCGUGAUUCAUAAAUUUAUAAUGUUUGUUUUGAUGUUAUGUACUGAUUUAGGUGUUGGAGGAGUGAAGUUUAGAGAAGAGUGGAAUAAGAUGAGGAGAGGUUUUUGAAGGACCAACGUUUCUUUUAUGAAGUUGUUCUUCUGUUUUUCUUUUCCUUUUUGUUGGAACGAUUGAAAUAAUUCGACUAAAGCUUGUUU